GUCGGCGAGAAGAAGCUUCUCGUUAGCCGGAGCCAGGCUCCAGCUUCAGGCAAGAAGGUGAAGGGGAGGAGAGUGUGGGGAAGGGCAGGGUAGCUGGGAGCAGCUAGAUACUGAGCAGAGAGAAACUCAAUCUGCAGGAACCGAGAUAGGAGCCAGCAAGGCGUGAACAGAGAGAGAGAGACAGCAGCCCAUCCCAGGCCGGCAGAGGCCGGCUCUGUGUCCCAGGCUCGGAGCUCAGCAACCCCGGGAGCGAGCAGAAAGGCGGCGGGGACAAAGCAGACCAUGAUCGGCACCAGAUCCAGGGGCACGGAGCUGCCGGAGCCGGAUCACAAUAAACUCGCUCUGAAAACCUUCAGGAAAGUCGCACUUUAUGAAGAUGAAGACGUGAAAUUUAUGAUGGCAGGCAGCAACUUACAGAAAAUCAAAUCGAGAUUGUGGAAGAAAGAUCGACAGAUGAAACUGCAGGAGGAUGGCUUGACUGUCUGGUGUGAGUCCAAAUCCCGGAAAAAGCCUUCUACUUUCUCGGUGAUGGAUAUCCGGGACAUCCAAGAGGGCCAUCGCUCCGAAGUGAUGAAGAAACAUGGAAGCAGCUUCUCGGAGAAACGGUGCUUCACCAUCGUGUUCGCAGGCAACCGUACAGACCUGGACCUGGUAGCAGAGUCGGAGGAAGAAGGGAGACGAUGGGUUCAAGGCUUUAAAAAGCUAAGAAAGAAAGCAGAAGCCAUGAGCCAACGAGAGAAAAUUCACCACUGGAUCCAUGAAUACCUCCGGAAGGCUGACAAAAACAAGGACAACAAAAUGAGCUUCAAAGAGGUUAAAAAUCUGCUGAAGAUGAUCAACAUUGAAACUGAAGAUGAAUAUGCUUACCAGCUGUUCAAGCAAUGUGACAAGUCCAAUACUAACAAAUUGGAAGAGCACGAGAUCGAGGAGUUUUGCAAGUUUCUGAUGCAGCGACCAGAAUUGGAGGAGAUCUUUAACUACUACUCAGGGGAGGACCAGAUCUUGACUGUCACUGAGAUCAAGAAUUUCUUAAAAGAGCAGAAGGAAAUCACCACCGACGAAAAUGCAAUCGCAAUUAUACACAAAUAUGAGCUGAAUGAAACAGCCAAACAGAACCAGCUCUUGACCCAGGAUGGCUUCAUGAUGUACCUGCUUUCCCCUGAUGGGGAUGUGUUUAACUCAGACCAUGACAAAGUUUACCAGGACAUGACCCAGCCACUCAGUCAGUACUUCAUCUCCUCUUCCCAUAACACCUAUCUGAUGGAGGACCAGCUGGGAGGACCAAGCAGUACUGAGGCAUAUAUUAGAGCUCUUCUGAGAGGCUGCCGCUGUGUGGAGCUGGACUGCUGGGAAGGACCAAAUGGGGAGCCAAUCAUCUACCAUGGAUACACGCUCACCUCAAAAAUCCUCUUCAAAGACGUUAUCCGAACCAUCCGGGAUUAUGCCUUCACGGUCUCUCCGUAUCCCGUCAUUCUGUCCCUGGAGAAUCACUGUGGAGUGGAGCAGCAGACAGUCAUGGCCCGGCAUUUAAAGGAAAUCCUCGGUGAAAUGCUGGUAACUGCACCACUCGAUGGCAAAGUCCUGAGUAAACUUCCGUCACCCGAGAAACUCAAAGGCAAAAUACUGAUAAAAGGGAAGAGGUUCAAUGGCUCUGGACCCUCAGUGGAUCAGGAGGAAACACCAGAGGAUGAGGAUGAUGAGAAUAUGAACAAUGGAGAAAAAAACAAAAAGAGCCUGCUUUCCCCGGAACCAGCAAACAACAAACAGGAGCCAGUGAAGGAGCUGUCGAAGGAGCUGUCUGAGCUUGUGGUUUACUGCAAGGCUGUGCGUUUCCGCAGCUUCCAGUAUGCAAGGGACAAGGCAUGUCCCUGUGAACUCUCAUCCUUCUCUGAGAAUAAAGCAAAGAAGCUCAUCUGUGAGUCAGGAGCCUCCUUUGUUUGUUACAACACACUGCAGCUGUCCAGGAUCUACCCCACGGGCUCUCGCUUUGACUCAUCCAACUACAACCCUCAGGAGAUGUGGAAUGCAGGCUGUCAACUGGUGGCCCUGAACUUCCAGAAACCCGGAACAGAGAUGGAUCUAAACAAAGGGAAGUUUCGGCAGAAUGGUCGGUCCGGAUACAUCCUGAAGCCCAGUUUCAUGAGGAAUAGUUCCAAUCUGUUUGACCCUGCCAGGGCAAAACCAGGAGCAGGCCUCAAAGAGACACAAUUAAUUAUUGAAAUUAUUACAGCUCAACAGCUCCCCAAAGUGAAUAAGGAUAAAAAGAAUUCCAUUGUGGAUCCUCUGGUGCGUGUGGAGGUGCACGGAGUUCCUGAUGAUAACAGCAUGCAAAAGACCAGCCAUAUUGAAAAUAAUGGAUUUAAUCCAGUCUGGAAUGAAGUGCUCCGGUUUACCAUCAGUGUUCCCGAGCUCGCUCUCAUCCGGUUUGUUGUUGAAGAUUAUGACUCAACCACCAGUAAUGACUUCAUUGGACAGUUUACACUCCCAUUCACCAGUGUGAAAGAAGGUAAGUGA
Molecule: messenger RNA, 2514 nt
Organism: Rhincodon typus (whale shark)
Lineage: Eukaryota; Metazoa; Chordata; Chondrichthyes; Orectolobiformes; Rhincodontidae
Product: 1-phosphatidylinositol 4,5-bisphosphate phosphodiesterase delta-3-like
Exons: 15
Coding region: 283-2514 (743 amino acids)
Biological process (GO): lipid metabolic process; intracellular signal transduction
Molecular function (GO): phosphatidylinositol-4,5-bisphosphate phospholipase C activity; calcium ion binding
Source: RefSeq, a predicted model, not a curated record